This is a messenger RNA of Penicillium brevicompactum, 2184 nucleotides long. Its product is annotated as transcription factor domain-containing protein. Gene Ontology annotation, molecular function: DNA binding; zinc ion binding. The record is from RefSeq and is a predicted model, not a curated record. The transcript has 8 exons. Gene Ontology annotation, biological process: DNA-templated transcription. The coding region runs from base 1 to 2184 and encodes 727 amino acids. Lineage: Eukaryota; Fungi; Ascomycota; Eurotiomycetes; Eurotiales; Aspergillaceae.
AUGGAUAGGAAGCGUGCAGCAAGGGCCUGCGACGAGUGCCGACGCCUGAAGGAGAAAUGGCUGGCUCCUAGGAAUCGAGAGUUUCGACAAUAUAUUCCAAAGGAAAGGGAAAAAUCAGUACGGUCUGAUUUCCGAGAAUUGAUCCAGCGCUCCAAAUAUAUGGAACGCAUAUUGAAACAGACAAUUGAGGGCAUUGCUCUUGAUACCAAAAACCUGGCCAGAUUGGCAGAUGCUCUCGAGGCCGAUAACGGAGACAGAACCACUGUGAUUCCGGAGGCCAAAGAUGGAGAAGCGCAGCAUAUAGAUGAUGAGGCAUGUACAAUGGUACCAGUUGGAGAUACCACAACUCACUUUUCGGGGGAGUUUUCAUACUGGAACUUUUCUAUGCGAGUUAAAAAUCAUAUCGAAAGCCAGAUACAAGAGCCAGGGAAUCAUGAUCCUGAUCCUGCCUCCAAUUUCCCACGCGCCCGGCAGUUGCGCUCGGGGAACCACCUGUCUACAGCAAUCUCAUCAUGUCCACCACGCCAUAUCGCCGGCUUCUUAGUCAAGACAUUCUUCAAAUAUGCGGAGACUCACUAUUUCUUUAUUGAAGAAGCAUGGCUUCAUGAGCGCCUCGACUUGCUAUAUAACGACCCUCACAAUUUCACUAACAAGGGAAAUGAAGUGACGAUCUGUAUUCUUCUAACAAUUUUCGCGAUCGGCACACAAUAUGCCCAUCUUGAAUCUCUUGGCCAAGAUUCGGACAGGGGUUCGAGAUCCACAUUCUCUGAAGAUGAUGUGGGGGCCGCGUUCUAUCAACAAGCGAUUCGACUUUUGCCCGAAAUUAUCGAAAUCUCUUCCCUGGAGAGUGUUCAGGCCUGUUUAUUAUUUGGAUAUUAUGCGCUACCGGUAGACGCAUCCGGUCUCGGAUUUAUCUACAUCAAUCUCGCCAUGCGACUUGGUAUGCAGAAUGGCAUGCAUCGAAAGUGUAAGAAUGAGGCCUUCUCACGGACCAUGAUCGAGACUCGAAACCGUGUGUGGUGGACAGCUUAUGUACUUGAGAGAAAAAUUUCCAUCUUCCAUGGUCGACCACUUUCGGUAAUGAGAUCGGAUGUUGAUGCAAAUACUCCUCUCUACCAAGGACUGAAUCCCGAGGAUUAUCCUGGAAAUAUCACAAGAUGUUGCAUCUCGGUUCAGCUGGUUCAAUUCUUAGAAGACUUCUUCCAUGAGAUCAAUAUUCUGAGGAAUUGUCACAAAAACGAAGCAUCAAAGAUUAUCUCUCGCCUAGUCACCCGCAAGGUGACAUUGACAAAUUGGUGGAACUCUCUGUCCAAAGACGCCGUGGAUGGCGACUCGCAAGGGAAGCACGUGCGCUCCAUCAUGCACUUACGGCUAGAAUACUGUCUAGUCCGAAUGUUUGUUGGAAGACAAUUUCUCCUCAAACAGGACACACCGACUUCCAACACCAGCUCGCCCGCCAAUGCAGAUCUCGUCGAUGAUGGCAACUCUAGGAUCACGGAUGGAGCUCAAAAAUCCGGUCGUGAGGACUUGAUUGACGAUUGCAUUCAAGCAGCGACCGAAGCCUUGGAGAUAUGUCAACAAGUACGAGACAGCGGCAUUGGUCUAGCGCGAGCUUCUUACAUAGAGUACAGCUCAUGUCGCGCGUCUCUCUUAGUUCUUAUUGCCUACUCGAUACAGAAUUUCUCUGAAAGGUUCCGCAAGGCCCUUUGUGGAGGCCUGGAUAUGAUUCGAGAAAUGUCGGCGGCUGGAGAAUCGGCGAGAUCCGAGGUAUCACUGAUAGAAUCGCUUGAGCGCGCACUCGCGCGUCUACAUACUGGAUUACAGAGCUCCCAUCCUGGCAGCGCCCAAAGUUUGCCGAUUUCAGAUUACGAGGCUUUCAAGAACUGGGGGUCUCACUUGACAGAGAGGAAUGCUGAUUCAUCUCAACUACCGGCCGACCUUCGAAGUGGUCAGCACGAUGAUGCGACGUUUCCAUCUAGACAGCAAGCGUCUUUUGCUUCGGAAAAUAAUGGACCCGGAAAUAGCAACAUGGACAUUUUGGACGCCUUUGAUCCGCUGGUUGAGAUGUCCAUUUUUGGUGCUGAGAAUGUUUCUCCGUCUGCUGCUUGGCCGACCUACACCGAAGCUCAAGUUCUCGAGCAUUUCAUCACAAAUCCUCAGUACGUAACACAUCAAGAAACGUGA